CACUGCAUUGUUAAGUUUUGUUAUUUUUCUGAUUUUGACUUGUUGAUGGUGCUUUCCUGGGAAUGAGUGUGUCAAUAUGUAAUUGAGAUACUUGUGCUCUUCAAUUGGAUUCGGCUCUGAUUGAUGCUGGAAAAAGAGUUUUCAGUUGAAAUCCCGGAUGAGAAAACUGAUAAGCUUGUUUGCUCUGCCAAUGUUGCAAAAUACAUAGCCUCAUCUAAAGCUGACCAGAAAAUUGUUGAAAGCCCUGAAAUUUCACUGUGUUAUUUUCUUGGGGAUGUGGCAUUCUAAGUUAUAUGAACCUGUGUUAAGUAUGUUUAGUAGUAUAUAUGACUUGAUGUUAGUUUCCUUAAUAGUGUACUUUAUAUGGGAAUGCCUUAAUUAGUCUGAAGAAUACCAAAUAAUUUGCUCUUAACCAAUAUUGAUCACUUGCGUUAGUUUACUUUGUGAUGAUUAUGAUUUGUGAUGAGGAGCGUACAUGUGCAUUUUGAUUUUUUUUAAUUAUAAACUUUGAUGUUUGAAGUUGUUUGUAAAAUUUUAAUGGUAAAUUAUAGAUAAUUUAUUAUGUGACAUUUUGAAUUUUAUUAGCUUACAAUUCAUUGAAUUUAAAUAUUUGAAAUUAUAUAAAAUUUUCAAUAAUUUUAUUUUAUAUUUAAUUAAACUGGUUGAAUUUCGAUUGAACCUCGGUUGAACUAUUAAACCAUUGAACCAGUCACUUUAUUGGUUUAUUGACCGGUUCGGUUUGCGUAACCAUAGUUUUGAUCAAUUUUAUGAAAACUAGACAGGACAGGCCGGUCGAACUGGUCCAACUGCGAACUGGCAGCAUUAACGGUCCGGCCAGCCAUGUAAAACUGUGAUAAAAAAUCGGUGGAGAGCUGCUGAACCGACCUAGAGCUGGCUGGUUGGACCGGACCGGCAACCUGCCGGUUUGAAGGAAAUGGCGCCGUGUUGAAGUUUAAUGGGGGAAGAAAAAUGUGAACCUUAUCUUCUCCUUCUCUUCAGUUCAGACUUAAGAGUGUUGCCACCGAAACCCUAGUUUCUCCACCACCUACUACUCAUGGUUAGGCUCCCUCAUCUCAUGCCACUCUUGGCUCCUCUGUAUGUGUUCACUUCUCAAAUUGGUGUCCAUUUCCAAACUCAACCUCGUCUCGUUUCCAAGGUUCUUUCAUUGCAGAGAUGGCUUCACCAUGCACAUGCAACUCCCAUACACUUCCACAAGAGCAACAAACUUGGCACUUCCACUUCCGGUUUUGAUUUCGAUUUCGACAUUCUAAUCCGAGUUUGCAGGGACAUCAACAUCGCUAAGAGGCUUCACACUCUUCUUGUUGUGUUGGGAAAAGCUCAAGAUGUUGUUUUGUCAACAAAGCUGGUUAAUUUGUAUGCAUCUCUUGGGGACAUCACAUUCUCUCGCUCCACCUUCAACCAGCUUCAGAGAAAGAAUAUCUUUGCCUGGAAUUCAAUGGUGGCUGCUUAUGUUCGCAGCUGCCGGCGCCAUGAGGCAUUGAGCUGUUUCAAUGAAUUCUUGUUAGUAUCUGGUUUAAGGCCUGAUUUUUAUACCUUUCCACCUGUGUUGAAGGCUUGUGUGAAUCUAAUUGAUGGCAAGAAGAUACAUUGCUAUGUUGUGAAGUUGGGUUUUGAACGGGAUGUAUUUGUGGCUGCCUCAUUGAUCAACUUGUAUUCGCGGUUUGGUGCUUUGGAUGUUGCAUAUGAGCUGUUUGAUGAAAUGCCUGAUCGAGAUGUGGGUAUGUGGAAUGCAAUGAUUUCUGCGUUUUGUCAGAAUGGGAACGCUGACGAGGCAUUGCAUGUCUUGAAUAGGAUGAGAAGUGAGGGGCUGAAGAUGGAUCCUGUUACUGUGUCGAGCGUACUUCCUGUUUGUGUGCAGUCGGGUGAUAUUGUUAGCGGUAUGUUGAUUCACUUGUAUGUGAUAAAGCAUGGUUUGGAGAUGGACGUGUUUGUAUCAAAUGCUUUGAUCAAUGUGUAUUCAAAGUUUGGAAGGCUUGGGGAUGUGCAGAGGGUUUUUGAUCACAUGGAAGUUAGGGAUCUGGUAUCUUGGAAUUCUAUAAUUGCUGCAUACGAGCAGAAUGAUGAUCCAACUAGUGCACUCAGGUUGUUUAAAGAGAUGCAGUUUGUUGGAAUUCAGCCUGACUUGUUGACAAUUGUGAGUUUGGCUUCAAUCUUUGGUAAGUUAAGUGAUCGAAGGAUAAGCAGUUCAAUUCAUGGAUUCAUUAUUAGGCAUGAAUGGCUUGAAAAGGAUGUUGUGAUUGGAAAUGCACUUGUGAAUAUGUAUGCAAAAUUGGGAGCUAUGGAUUGUGCUUGCACGGUUUUUGAACAACUUCCUGUUAAAGAUAUAAUAUCAUGGAACACUUUGAUCACAGGUUACACGCAGAAUGGUCUUGCAAGUGAGGCAAUUGAUGCUUUCAACAUGAUGGAAGAGUGUACAAAGAUAAUCCCCACCCAAGGGACAUGGGUGAGCAUUCUCCCAGCAUAUUCACAUGUUGGAGCUUUGCAACAAGGAAGGAAAAUUCAUGGAAGGUUAAUUAAGAACUGGCUCUACAAGGAUGUCUUUGUGGCUACCAGCCUAAUUGACAUGUACGGAAAAUGUGGGAGGUUAGUUGAUGGCAUGUCAUUAUUCAAUGAAAUUCCACGGGAAACUUCAGUUCCUUGGAAUGCCAUAAUAUCGUCUCUUGGGAUUCAUGGGGAUGGAGAAGUAGCACUCCAACUUUUUAAGGAUAUGCUAGCUGAAGGGGUAGAGCCAGAUCAUAUCACAUUCGUAUCUUUGUUGUCGGCAUGUAGUCAUUCUGGGUUAGUGAAUGAGGGUGAACGCUGUUUUGAUUUGAUGCAGAAAGAGUAUGGAAUCAAGCCAAAUUUGAGACAUUAUGGUUGCAUGGUUGAUUUGCUUGGAAGAGCUGGAUAUUUGGAGAAGGCGUAUAAUUUAGUGAGUAGCAUGUCGAUGCAGCCUGAUGCGUCGAUCUGGGGUGCUCUUCUAAGUGCUUGUAGAAUACAUGGAAAUGUAGAUUUGGGUACCUUUGCUUCAAGUCGUUUGUUGGAAGUUGAUUCUGAAAAUGUUGGCUAUUAUGUUUUGCUAUCAAAUAUGUAUGCAAAUGUUGGCAAAUGGGAAGGAGUGACUAAAGUAAGAUCAUUGGCCAGAGAUCGUGGUCUGAGGAAGAUUCCUGGAUGGAGUUCUGUUGUAGUGGGAAAUAUAGUUGAAGUCUUCUACACUGGGAACCAAACCCAUCCUAAAUGCACAGAGAUAUACGAGGAAUUAAGGGUUUUGGCGUCCAAAAUGAAGAGCCUCGGUUAUGUUCCGGACUACAGUUUUGUCCUGCAAGAUGUUGAGGAUGACGAGAAAGAGCAGAUUUUGAUGAGUCAUUGCGAGAGAUUGGCAAUGGCAUUUGGUAUUAUCAGCACCCCACCAAGAAGUCCCAUUAGGAUAUUCAAGAACUUGCGUGUCUGUGGUGAUUGCCAUAAUGCAGCUAAGUUCAUAUCCAAAAUUACUGAGAGGGACAUUAUUAUGAGGGAUUCAAAUCGCUUCCAUCACUUCAAACAUGGGAUUUGCUCAUGCAGUGAUUACUGGUAGUGUCGCUAAAGUUUGGGAGUUUGAGAAGGAUGUCCUUAAAUUAAGACCUUGUAUGACAAAGCAGGCUUUGGUUGCUCAUUGCAUUGUAAACUUGAUUUUUAUUGGUGACGAUCUACUUUGAUGUAAGAGUAUGGUCUUUUAGGAUUGAAAGAGAAUUGAAGCAGUGGUGAAGCCUAAUGAAGUCUUUUCUUUGCUCACACAGCAAGACAUCUGCAUGAUAGAGUUGCUCCAAAUCUACAAAAUUUGUUGGCUGCUACAAAUAGUGAUAACUCCAACAACCGAGAUGGCACUACGAGAAACACUUCACUUGGGAGAGGUGGCUUUGGUAGAGGAGCAUGCGACAGAGGCUGUGGUAAUUCUAGUAGAGGAGGUUACACCAAAAUCUGUUCCUUCUGCAACAAGGUCGGUCACUUGGUAGAUGUAUGCUACCAAAAGCAUGGGUUUCCUCCCCAUAUGAAGCAACAAUCCAAAGAAGUCAGCAUCAAUAAUAUGACUCCCAAAGAGAAAUGUGAUGAUAAAGGCAGCCUAACCUCAUCUCAGUUUGCAGAUAAUAACAACUCCAAAGUUUCAUUAUCACUAGAACAAAGGCAACUCUUAAUGUCCCUCCUUCAACAAGAUGACACACAGCUUCAAGGUGCCAAUCCAAUUGAAGAGUGGCAUGAGAUGAGGGAGUCUAAUCUUCACAACACCAGCAUCAAAAUAGAUCAAUAUACAAUAAAAAAAAAAUCCAAUUGACUUGCCUAUUACAGAUGAAUAUACAAUAAAGAACAAUCACAUAACCUUGGUGACAACUCAAAACACUAGAAUCAAAACAUAUCAAUAUAAAAUAAAUAGUCAAAAAUCCAAAUGAUAGAAAUUAUAAAUUAACAGUGCGGUUUGUCUCUUUCUUCUCAUAGUUGAUGCAAAGCAUUGCUUGCAGCCACUAUAGCCACUCCCAAUUCCCAAGGAGUCAAGAACUCACUAUACUCUACUGGUGUGUGGUUCUCUCUGUACCUUCUAACACCAGAAGCAAAAUAAAAGCUGGAAGAAGCUUUGGUUUGGGGAAAUGGCUUCUGGAUUGGUACUAUCACGUCCUGUUACUUUUGUAACUGGCAAUGCCGAAAAGCUUGAUGAAGUUCGUGCCAUCUUGGGCCAGUCCAUACCAUUUCAGUCCCUCAAACUUGAUUGUAAUACUUCACUCUUUCCCUCUAGUUCUUUUAAUUUAACCCUUUCUUCUGUUUGUUUUUUGUUUUGUUUUUGAGUUGCAAGGAGAGCCUGAAGAUAUCUCCAAAGAGAAGGCUCGUUUGGCUGCUCUUCAGGUUAAUGGACCUGUGUUGGUUGAAGAUACUUGCCUUUGUUUCAAUGCCAUGAAAGGUCUUCCAGGAUGGGCCUUACAUGUAAGUUCUAUUUCACAUUUUAUCAUCAUCUUGAGGUACUCUCCUUUUGGGUUCACGAAAAGUGUUGUUUAUUUUAUGUCUGUUCUAUAAGACUAGUACCUUGAUACUAUGAAAAUAAAAAAAUAAGGAAAAGGACAAUUUCUCAAAAUUGGUUGAUAAUAUGGUGGUAGAUCGACAAAUGAAAGCAGGGGGUCAUUCUAUAACAUUUUAGGAAUGGGUUCCCUUGUAUAUAAGGAUAGUUGCUGAAUAAGCACUGUGUCACAUUGUUCAUAUCAAAAUUUAAACCCACUUUUAUUUGUUGAUCAUAAAUCUGUGAUGGUAGUACUGUCUUGGUAGUGGAAAUCACUAUAUGCUACCAAUUUAUAUUUGAUUCACCAUUUGGGUAUGAUUCAUUUGUUCUAGUAAGAUUAUGACCAUAUACAUCAUCCAAAUGGUUAAGAAAAUGUUUUAUCUUGUUAAGAAAAUAUUUUACAAGAGUGCUAUGCUUUAUUAUUCACUGUGUGUUGUAGAAAUGCAUUUUCACUGCAACAACAAACUCAUCUUCCUACAAACUCGGGUUUGUUACAUGGAUUUUCGUUUGGCUUUGGGCUUGAUAUUGUAUCAUAAAUCCACUUAUAUCUUUCUAUCCACUAAUGUCAGUUUUAGACUCCACCUAGGGAAUGCAUAGCUAAUCCAAUCCUUUCCACAUUUUUGACAUUUCUAAUCAUAUUCAUCCCAGUUUCUCUGCCCAUCGAUUAUGAUUGUCUUUGCACAUGAUUAGAAUUCUGCAGUCCAACAUUCUUUGAUUGUAAUUCAGUAAAAGUUUACCUUCUAGGACCUAUUCGAAUCAAAUAUACCAGCCAAUAAGAGUGAUAUAGAUAAUAAGGCAGCAAGAAUAAGAAUAACCUUGGCAGGAAAAGCUGUUAACAAAGGUUGAACAUUUACAGAUCAAUAGAAAGGGGGUGGAAGAGUCGGUUAGGGCCUAUUUGUGUAAAAAGAAUUUAAGCGCUUGUGUGUGAUGCGUUAUUUUACAACCCACAAACUAACCGGCAAGUACAUCGGGUCGUACCAAGUAAUACUUUACGUGAGUAAGGGUCGAUCUUCAGAGUCGAUCCCACCGAGGAUUGAUGGAUCAAGUAACAAUAGCGUUUGAUAGGAUUAGUUAGGCAAGCAGAAAAUGGUUUUGAGAUAUUCAAAGAGCAUUAAACAGUACUUUAAAAAUUUCAGAAUGCAAGCAACAAUGAGUUGGGAAUAAAAUAUUUGAGAAAGCAGUUAAGGUUUCAGAGUUAUCUAUUUUUCGGAUUAACUUUUAUUACUAAUUAAUUUAAUCAUGCAAGAUUUAAUUUCAUGGCAAACUAUAUGUGACUAGACCUUAAUUCCUUAGACCUUCCUAGUCUCCUCUAAAAUUCAUUAACUGCCAAUUCCUUGGUCAAUUAAUUCCAAUUAGAGGGUGAUGAUCAAUUUCUAGUUUAUAUGCCAAAAGAAUCCUAAUUAUCCAAAAAUAAGGGGAUUAUAUGUCACGUAUCCCAUUAAAUACAAACAAUUAGAAAUUCAGUAUAAUAUGUUUUCAAGCUGUUGUUCAAGUAAAGAGCUUUUUCAAGUUUUACAAGAACUCAAUUAGAACAUGGGUCAUACUUCCGUUCCACCCAUAUUCAUAGAAUAAAGAAUGAAAACAAUUAUUGAAAUAUAAAUCUAAACAUGAGUUAAAUUAAAAAGAUCAAACGAAUUAAUUCAUGAAAAUAGACAGAGCUCCUAACCUUAACAAUGAAGGAUUAGUUGCUCAUGGUUCAGAGAGAAAAAAAUAAGGGUUCUGGUAACAAUGUACUGUGUUUUUUUCUGAUGGCAUUUAAAUUCCUAUUUAUAACUAAUCCUAAUAAAUUUAAAAUCUAAUUAUCUAAAAUUAAAAAUAAUAUCUUUUCCUGAAAAUAAGAUUUGAAUUUAAAUUCAAAUUAAUUAACAAGUAUUCAGCUGAUGGGUGGGGACCACUUGAUUUGUCCAUUCUGCAGCUUUUAAUCUGUGUUUUCUGCGCUGAAAACUGGGUCAAAACAGCCUAGAAAUUGCUCUCCAGCAUUUUCUGGGCUUUUCUGCACGUGGCGCAUGUCACGCGUACGCAUCGAUGGUCUUUUCUGCGAGUCACGCGGACGCGUCGGUCACGCGGACGCGUCGCUGAGCAAAUCUUCAAUUCACGCGUACGCGUCAGUCACGCGUACGCGUCGCCAUGGAUACUUCCAGAUCACGCGUCGCUUCUCGCAGCCAUCUCCUUUGAUUCUUGUGCUGCAGAAACUCCAUCAAGUCUAGCCGAAUGCUACCUAAAAUAAAUAGUAUUGCACAAAACUCAAAAUAGCAUCCAUUGUGGCUAAAAUAUAAUUAAUUCUUGAUUAAACUCAACAAAUUAGAUGCAAAUUCAUUAGGAAAAGAUAGAAAAAAUGCUCACGCAUCAGUGUGUAAAGAACUAAAUUUGCAACUGAGUUCUUUUGUGUUUGGAUAUGCAGUGACAGCCGCUUCUUUUUAGUGUUUUAAAUACUUCUUAAGAAGCUAAAUAUUCUACUACUAAAAAAUCACUAGAAGAGUUUUUGGGAGGGUUAAGAUGUAUAAUCGAACAUGGAAAAAUGUUAGAAAUGUGAAUUUUAACUUUUAAGUUAUAACAACUAUUGAAUGUAUAGCUAGCUGAACAACGUAAGUCUUAGACUUAGUCAAUACCAAAACUAGUUUUUGAUCACUAAGAUGUUGGAUUAUUUUAAUAUAUUAUUCAUAUGUGAAUCUAUGCUGACGUCACCUAGUGGGAUAAGACUUUGUUGUUGUUGUAUUCAUAUGUGGAUCUACCUGAGGUUAUAUGCAAUCUUUUGUCAUAGUCU
Molecule: messenger RNA, 7784 nt
Organism: Arachis stenosperma
Lineage: Eukaryota; Viridiplantae; Streptophyta; Magnoliopsida; Fabales; Fabaceae
Product: pentatricopeptide repeat-containing protein At4g33990-like
Exons: 4
Coding region: 1055-3574 (839 amino acids)
Biological process (GO): RNA modification
Molecular function (GO): protein binding; zinc ion binding; RNA binding
Source: RefSeq, a predicted model, not a curated record